Messenger RNA from Darwinula stevensoni, 961 nucleotides. The record is from the annotation of a GenBank genome assembly. NCBI's taxonomy places the organism in Eukaryota, Metazoa, Arthropoda, Ostracoda, Podocopida, Darwinulidae.
AUGACUUCGUUGAAAGGAUGGAAAGUGCUGACUGAAGGUGGAGGCUCAGUCAUGGAUGCUGUGGUACAAGGAUGCCAAGAAGCAGAAAUGGACACGUCCAUCCCUUCUGUUGGAUAUGGAAAUCAUCCUGAUGAAAGCAGUGAAGUGACACUGGAUGCAAUGGUUUUUGAUGGGGAGAGUCAUGCCAUAGGAGCAGUGGCCAACUUGAGAAGAAUCAAGUCUGCAAUAGCAGUAGCUAGAGCAGUGUUGGAACAUACAGAUCACACCAUGCUUGUUGGGGAAUCUGCAACUGCAUUUGCUAAAGCCAUGGGCUUUCAAGAAGAAAGUCUUGCGACUGAUCUCUCAAAUGAGAUAUGGCAGGAAUGGCGCAAUAAUUCCUGUCAGCCAAAUUAUUGGAAGAAUGUGGCACCUAAUCCAAGAGCUUUCUGUGGCCCAUAUGUACCUCUGAAACAAGAGAUUACCUGUGACCCAUCAACCAAGAUGGUCAAUGAAGGAAAUCAUGACACAAUUGGAAUGAUUGCCAUCGAUCAAAAUGGACAUAUCGCAGCUGGGACAUCUACUAAUGGACUACAAUUCAAAAUUCCUGGCCGUGUUGGUGAUACAGCCAUACCAGGUGCUGGUGCAUAUGUGGAUAAGAAUGUUGGAGCAGCUGUAGGAACUGGAGAUGGUGAUAUCAUGAUGCGUUUCCUUCCCAGCCUUAUAGCAGUGGAGAAGAUGCGAGAAGGUCUCACCCCUGCAUUAGCAGCCAAAGAGGCACUGGAUCGGAUUGCACAAAUUUAUCCAAAUGCAAGCAUGGGUAUUGUAGCAGCAACAAGACAGGGAGAGUUUGGUGCUGCAUGUCACAACUUUGAAGAUUUCUCAAUAUCUUUGGUCAAUCCAGCUGUUGGGAAUGUACUAGUUAUACCUGUUCCAUGUGAGGCUAACUCAUGAAGAAGCCAUCAUAUAAUGAAUAAAUUACAGC